This is a messenger RNA of Pseudopipra pipra, 1051 nucleotides long. RefSeq names its product cellular retinoic acid binding protein 2 (gene CRABP2). Bases 141 to 557 code for a protein of 138 amino acids. The transcript is spliced from 4 exons. Lineage: Eukaryota; Metazoa; Chordata; Aves; Passeriformes; Pipridae. Gene Ontology annotation, biological process: fatty acid transport. The record is from RefSeq and is a predicted model, not a curated record. Gene Ontology annotation, molecular function: fatty acid binding; retinoic acid binding. Gene Ontology annotation, cellular component: cytosol; nucleus.
CGAGCGAGCGGCGGGGCCGGUGCUGUUGCCGGUGCGGAGGGAGCGGCGGGUCCCUCGAACCGCUUAGUCCCCCCUCGGUUCCCCCUCAGUCCCCUCCCUGUGCCCCCCCCUCCCGGUGCCCCCCACCCCCGGCAGCCGCGAUGCCCAACUUCUCUGGGAACUGGAAGAUGAAGAGCUCGGAAAACUUCGAGGAACUGCUGAAGGCGCUGGGCGUGAACAUGAUGCUGCGGAAGAUCGCGGUGGCGGCGGCGGCGAAGCCGGCGGUGGAGAUCCGGCAGGACGGGGAGAGCUUCUACAUCCGCACCUCGACCCCCGUGCGCACCACCGAGAUCCGCUUCAGGGUGGGCGAGGAGUUCGAGGAGCAGACGGUGGACGGGCGGCCCUGCAAGAGCUUGGCCAGGUGGGAGAGCGAGAACAAGAUGGUUUGUGAGCAGCGGCUGCUCAAGGGCGACGGGCCCAAGACGGGCUGGUCCCGGGAGAUGACCAACGACGGGGAGCUCAUCCUGACCAUGACGGCCGAUGACGUUGUCUGCACCAGGGUCUACGUCCGGGAGUGACACCCCCUGCUCCGCUGACCCCCCCCACCGCCCCCACCCAGCCCCUCUGACCCACCCCGUGUCCCUUCAGUCCCCUCCGCUCGCCCCCCCAGCCGCGGGGGGACCUCAGCCCAACCCCUUUUUUGGAGGGACACACACGGCUUUCCCCCCCGCCUCCACAGGGCGGGGGCUCUCCGAGAGCAGGAGAAUCUCCUGUUCUGGCCCCGCUCUGCUGUGGACGGAGCGCCCGGGGCCUGGCGAGGUGCCGGGGCACGGCGGGGGGUAAUGCGGCCCCUCCCUGGCCUUUGGGCUGCUUUGAACUGCUUUGGGUUCGGGUUGCUGUUGGUUCCCGCAGCCCCCAGCCCUGCCCCGUGCCCCCUCCCCAGUAUUUAUUUGUGAAUAUGGUACCAGAGGGGAACACCAGUACCCCCCAGUUGGGGCAGUGCCAGGUCCAAGCCCCCCCAGAGUCCAACCCCCCCGCGUCACCUUCCCCUUUUUCAAUAAACGUCCUAUGA